Messenger RNA from Aureobasidium namibiae CBS 147.97, 207 nucleotides. RefSeq lists its product as uncharacterized. The transcript has 2 exons. The record is from RefSeq and is a predicted model, not a curated record. NCBI's taxonomy places the organism in Eukaryota, Fungi, Ascomycota, Dothideomycetes, Dothideales, Saccotheciaceae. Bases 1 to 207 code for a protein of 68 amino acids.
AUGGCACCACGCUUCCUCAAGAAGCUCAAGACUAGUGUCGAAGACCUGGUCAGCAAGAUGACCCGCGCCCUCAGGGGCAGCAGCAGCGACAGCAUCAGGGCGGAGUCCAUGGCCUCGCCAGCCACUCAAGAGAAGGAUGACGCAAAGGCUCGCGCCAGGUUCCCUUCCACCAUCCCCGCCAGGGAGCGCAUGGCCCUUGACAAUUGA